AUGCGGGUGACGUGCGGCCGCCAUCUUCCAGUCCCGGGCAGCCAGCGCCAGUCGGAGCCAGCGCGAGUCGCCGCCGCCGCCGCCGCCGCCGCCGCCGCCAUCACUGCCUCUGCCAAGUCCUCUGCCCGCUACCCCCGCCAUGUCGGCUACUGCUGCCACCGUCCCGCCUGCCGCCCCGGCCGGCGAGGGUGGCCCCCCUGCACCCCCUCCAAAUCUUACCAGUAAUAGGAGACUGCAGCAGACCCAGGCCCAGGUGGAUGAGGUGGUGGAUAUCAUGAGGGUGAAUGUGGACAAGGUCCUGGAGCGGGACCAGAAGCUAUCGGAGCUGGAUGAUCGUGCAGAUGCCCUCCAGGCAGGGGCCUCCCAGUUUGAAACAAGUGCAGCCAAGCUCAAGCGCAAAUACUGGUGGAAAAACCUCAAAAUGAUGAUAAUCUUGGGAGUGAUUUGCGCCAUCAUCCUCAUCAUCAUCAUCGGUGAGUGGGGCAGGAGUGGCCAAGGCCCUUUCUCUGGAGAGGUAGAGGUUUUCCCUGUGGAUUCUGGGUUUUGAAGGUCAUUAACCUAGUUUUACUCUUCAACGAAAACACAUUUUGCUGCUAUUGGCAUUUCUGAUUCAUCUAGAGAUCUAGAGCCAAAAAAACUAGGCUGUUGUAUAGCCUUAAUUUACCUGGUUCUAGGUAAUUUCUGUUAAGAUUUUGAAGAUAAUCUACUGGGUCGGUCCUUGGCGCUCCACUGAGAACCCUUUGGUUCUAAGAGAGCCCAGUCUGGGGAUCCUAGAACUGGGGAGUAGAAGACAGUGAGGGUUGAGGAGCUUGGAUGCAAGCAGGAAACCAAGUACUCCACUCUUGGAUGCCCAGUGGAUUAAAGAUUCUGUGCUCCUUUGUCCUGUUAUGGAGUUUACAAACUCUAAAUACCCACUUGUCAAGUUCCCUUUGUUAUAUGGGUGAAGAAACUGAGGCUCAGAGAGGGGAAGGGAUGCCAGCCAGCUGGGGAGUGGGGAGGUUUGGAACAGGGCCAGGCCUGACACACUGCUUUCUUUCUCUUUCUACCCCUCUCCCUCGUCCUCCUCUCGCCCUCUCUCCACAGUUUACUUCAGCACUUAAAUCCCUGAGGAGUCUGCCCUGCCUAAGAAGGGCCUCUCUCCCACCCCCAGCCGUUCCUCCACCUCUCAGCCAUAUCUUUCAGCCCCCUCCCUUGGAUCCGUGUGUGUGUGUCCGUGUGUGUGCCCCUGUAAAUAGCCAGCUGUUAUUUAUACAUAUAUAAUAUUAUAUAUAUUUGGUCUGUUUGUAGUUUUAUUACUAGAAGAUUUUUUCCGGUUGUCCUUAACACCCCUUCCUGAGGUUCCCCUCACCUCUCUCUCUCAUCCUCUGUCCCUUUUCCUCUUUUCCUGAUAGACCCAAGUCCCCUCAUUUGCAUCUGCUAUGCAAUAGCCCCUCUCCUCCUUCCCUUGGAUUUAACUGGCCCUUCCCUAGCUUCCCUGUAUAAUUCCUGACCCUCCCAAAACAAAAAGCAAACUCCACAGAAACAAACAAAAACUCCCACCUGUCCAGGCUUCCCUAGGUUGCAUCUUUGUAUCCCUUGGAAGGCUCUGAGACUGGUCCCACUUGGUCCUAAGAAUCCCAAGGUUUUCUGGGAGCUUCCAAGAUAUUAAUUAGCAUAUCAUUUGCAUACAAACAUCUUUUGCGUUUCCUUCCUUUUUGUUCCAUCACUCUUCUCUGUGUUUUUUUUUUUUUCUUUUCUGAAGAGUUUGUCUCCAUUGGUCCUCUUAUCACACUUCAUUUGCACGACAUUACCUGCAGGUGGUGGGGAGCCUAGGCUUUUGGGGAACCAGGCUGCUCUGGGCCCCAGAAUUGCCCCCUCCCAGCCCCUCUAGUCUAGUUUACCUCCCUUACCCCAUUUCCCAAACCUCUUGUACCCUCCUCUUCCUCCCCCCCAGCUGGUGUGUGUCUUGGAGUUCAGUGUGUUAUGAUGGACCAAUAAUUCUGCCACUCGGGGUCUCUCCCUACAUUCCUGCUCCCCAGUUUUCAUGUGGGGCACUCAACUGACAUUCCCAGGGGGUCUCCCUCCCUCCCAUCUGCCUGAUCUGCCUCCUCCUCCCACCAGGAGAAUUGGGGGCUGACCACAAUCUGAUUCCUUGAGGAGGGGUGGCUCCAGUUUGUGUGUGUCAUCACUGCCUUGGGGAGGAGCAGGACAAACUAGAAUCCCCCCAAUUCCUGCCUGAAAUCUCUGGCUUCUUCCUUGCUAGAGGUUGGAAUGAAAACUUUCCUCCCCAGUCUGGGGGUGGGUGUUGCCCCCCAUCACUGCCCAGCUCCUCUGACUGCCCCCCUGUAUUCAGGGUGGGGGUACUAGUCACUGCCAAUAUGUGUAUGGGACUUGCUGGAUGGUGGGGAUCCUCACCUUUCUCCAGGGCUGUUGAGCCCAGAGAGAGGGGGAGAGAGAAAGAGAGAGAGAGUGCAAGCUAUUCCCUUUUUGGGUGAAAUGAUAGAAGGAGGAUCUAGUCUUUUAAAAUGGCACAGUUUUAGGGGUCUGAGGGUACAGCCCCUUAACCUACCAUGGUGGGGGGAGUGUCCCCAAACUCUUCCCCUCACACACACCAGGUUUUCUAUGUGGAGGGGAACCAAGGAGAUCUAAACUGUGGUGUGAAAGGGUAGGAGAGAUGCUGGGGGUGGGGGUGCUUGUGUUCUAGACCCCCAAUAUUAUCCCAGUGUCCCCUGCCUUCCUUCUUCCCCUACCCCAUGCCCCCAAUUCUGUGGCGCAUCCAGAUUGUGAAAAUGUACAAUAAACGUGUAAUGAGUAA
Arvicola amphibius (Eurasian water vole) is the source of this 2794-nucleotide messenger RNA. It is a transcript of the gene Vamp2, whose product is annotated as vesicle associated membrane protein 2. The record is from RefSeq and is a predicted model, not a curated record. The transcript has 4 exons. Lineage: Eukaryota; Metazoa; Chordata; Mammalia; Rodentia; Cricetidae. Gene Ontology annotation, biological process: SNARE complex assembly; vesicle fusion; vesicle-mediated transport. Gene Ontology annotation, molecular function: SNAP receptor activity; syntaxin-1 binding. Bases 140 to 547 code for a protein of 135 amino acids. Gene Ontology annotation, cellular component: plasma membrane; SNARE complex.